Staurois parvus is the source of this 376-nucleotide messenger RNA. NCBI's taxonomy places the organism in Eukaryota, Metazoa, Chordata, Amphibia, Anura, Ranidae. The record is from the annotation of a GenBank genome assembly.
GGCAAAGUACUUGGCACAGAUCCUGGUGAUGGGCGCACAAGUUGUGGGGCGGGCAUUCUCAAAGGCUCUACGUCAGGAGUUUGCAGCAAGCAGAGCAGCAGCAGAGGCAAGAGGAGGGCGGGCAGGAAAGGAGUCCGCUGCAGUCAGCAGCCUAUCAGGAAUCAGUUUGCAAGAAGCCCAGCAAAUUUUAAACCUCUCUAAACUGGAGCCUGAAGAGAUUCAGAAGAACUACGACCAUCUUUUUAAAGUCAAUGACAAAGAUGUAGGGGGAUCCUUCUACCUGCAGUCCAAGGUUGUGCGAGCCAAGGAGCGGCUAGAUCUGGAGUUAGAGAUACAAGAUAAAGAAGAUAAACCUGAAGAGGCCAAGACCACGUGA